Physella acuta is the source of this 2417-nucleotide messenger RNA. RefSeq names its product alpha-amylase. Gene Ontology annotation, molecular function: alpha-amylase activity; cation binding. Lineage: Eukaryota; Metazoa; Mollusca; Gastropoda; Physidae. Gene Ontology annotation, biological process: carbohydrate metabolic process. The record is from RefSeq and is a predicted model, not a curated record.
AAAUUAUGAUAAGAAAUUUAGAAAACAUUUGUUUUGGAGACUGAAUCAAGAUGUUAACUUUUACAAUUUUAGCUGCGUUUCUUUCUUUGGUAUUAGGCCAACUGCCGUAUCAUGACCCACAUUGUGACGGUAAACAAGUAAUUGCUCAUUUAUUUAACUGGAAAUGGACCGAUAUUGCAAUCGAGUGUGAACGUUUUCUUGGGCCUAAAGGAUUCUGUGGUGUACAGAUUUCACCACCUAAUGAACAUUUAGUCGAACGACCUAAUAGACCUUGGUCAGAGCGUUACGCUCCUGUAAGCUAUAAAUUGACUAGUAGAAGUGGUACUGAAGCAGAGCUAAGGGAUAUGGUUAGAAGAUGUAAAAGAGUAGGAGUGCAAAUCUAUGCAGAUGUUGUCAUAAACCAUAUGGCUGGUGUUGGCUUUAGCGGGACUGGAUCUGCAGGCAGUCAUUUUGACGCAGAUAAACGAGAGUUCUCUGGUGUACCUUAUAGUAUAUUAGAUUUUAACAUGGUUGGAAGAUGUCCAAACUCUGAUAAUAACAUUCACAAUUAUGACGAUGUUAACGAUGUUAGAAACUGUAACAUGGGAGGAUUGACAGACUUAUGGCAAGAAAAAGACUGGGUGCGACAGAAAAUUGCAGAUUACUUGAACAGUUUGAUUGACAUUGGCUUAGCUGGUUUUAGAGUAGACGCUGCAAAACAUAUGUGGCCUGGAGAUUUGGACGUUAUUUGGUCUAAGUUGCAUUCCGUAAAUGGCGGAAGGCCGUUCAUUUACCAAGAGGUAAUAGCAGGGGGAGCAGUCCAUGCGUCUGAAUAUUAUCAUCUGGGAUAUGUUACAGAGUUUAACUAUGGCGAACAAGUGAAAUACGCUAUCAAUAAUUUUGAUAAUCUCAGGGGUGUAGUGCAUUUAGACUGGGGUAUGGCCCCUACAGAACACGCUUUUGUUUUCGUUGAUAAUCAUGACAAUCAAAGAGGUGGCCAGCUACAUUUUGAUAACCCUGUCGAAUACAAAAGAGCUGUUGCAUUUACUCUAGCGUUUAAUUAUGGCUUCGCAAGAGUGAUGAGUAGCUACUAUUUUACGGAUCGUUCGCAACCUCCCCCACAUGACGGAGAUGUAAUUAAGGAUGUAAUAAUUAACGCAGACGGUACUUGCGGAAAUGGCUGGGUUUGUGAGCAUAGGUGGAAGGUAAUCGCUAAUAUGGUACGGUAUAGAAACGAUGUACUCAAUACAGGAAUAACAAACUGGAAUGUUCAAGGCGAUGUUAUGUGGUUUAGUAGAGAUAAUGUCGGUUUUUUCGCAAUGGGAAAAAUUAACUUUAACAAACAUCUAAAUACAGGUUUGCCAGCUGGACAGUACUGUGAUUUAAUAAGUGAUUGUGCCAAAACAAUUGAUGUUGACAACAAUGGCAUGGCAAAUAUUAGCCCUCAUGACGGAUUUGAACCCUUCGUAGCUUUUACUACAAAAAGCAAGAAUGGUGCAAGAGUUGUGUUUCCUCCAGAACCAGUGCAGUUGAUUCCCGUUAAAGAAGACUUCAAGGAAACAGUUAUUAUCUUCUUAGCAAAACUUCCAUCAGGUCAGGAUUUAUUUGUUCGUGGCGGAAUAGAUCACAAAAAGAGGACAGGAUGUGAGACUGAUGCAAAGUAUAGUGCUUGCAGUAUUCCAAUACGUCACGUUCCUUUAUUUAACUCUACUAAUUUUAAUAAGUAUAACAAUUGGGCCAUUGGAGAUAAUUUUCUGGACUGGUAUGGUUCUGAGUUAAAUCAAGGUGAAUUCAAACAACAAAGAGCUUAUGGAACGCCCUUAUAUCUUGGAACAAAUGUCACCAACAUAGAAAACUACCAUACUUUUGAUUCCGAUCUUUGGAUUGUAUCCGUUGAAAUGGAUUGUUCCAAAACAGAAAAUACAUACUUUGAAUUAAAAGGCAUGAUCAACGGUGUUUGGGAAAAAGAUGUACCUGCAGAUAAUAUUUGUGGUGGCAAUGCAUCAGGGCAACCACCGUAUUCAAGCAAUAACCACUGGGCAAGAUGUGGUUAUCUAAAUAUAUUUCAGUUGGAUAAAGAAACAUGCUUUUGCAACACAAUUUGAAAGUUUUUACAAACAAUAUAAUUUGAUUGAAUUUCCUUAAAAUAAACUAUUUUAACUAUUUUUUCCCCAUUCGAAAAAAGGUAAUUUAAUUUAAUCUGCACUUUCAUGUCUUCGCGUCUUGUUUUCAUGUCUUGACCCACUUGCCAACUUUGAAACGUAUCAGUAAUAAGUACCCGAAUUUCGCUCAAGUAUUUCGAUCUCUGACGACAGAUACACAGCGUUUCUACACUCUGACGACAGAGGAAGCAAGUUAAAUAUAAGUUUGUAAAAAGUUAUAGAGAAAUAAUUGUUUCCUAACGAAUGUAAAGAGAAAUUAAUAAAAACGUUUUAACA